Messenger RNA from Salvia splendens (bonfire salvia), 540 nucleotides. RefSeq names its product benzyl alcohol O-benzoyltransferase. Lineage: Eukaryota; Viridiplantae; Streptophyta; Magnoliopsida; Lamiales; Lamiaceae. The record is from RefSeq and is a predicted model, not a curated record. The transcript is spliced from 2 exons. Bases 1 to 540 code for a protein of 179 amino acids.
AUGAUCAAGCUGCUACUAACAGAGUUGAUCAAGCUGCUACAUGGCAAGUUGAUCAAGCUGCUGCAUACAAUGCUGAGAUUACUAACCAUGAUGAUCAGUGUAUGGAUUCCACAUGAAUACUUCUUCUUCAUGAAUUUCAUUGCGCAUUUUCAAAAAGGCAAGUUAUCGGAGAAUCCUCUGCACUACGCGGUGGAGUUGGUGUGGAAGGCGAAGCGCGAAACAGCGACGGGUGAGUACCUGAGGUCGGUGGCGGGGCUGAUGGUGAUGCGAGAUCUGCCUAAUUUGGUGGCGGUGAACACUUAUAUGGUGACGAAUUUGACGCACGUGGGGUUCAAGGAAAUGGACGUUGGGUGCGGCGUGGCGGCGUACGGUGGGGCGCCGAAAGGGAUUUAUUGGCCGACCGAUAAUGUUCGAGCAGCUACGUACGUGGGCUUUAAGGACGGUUUCGUGGUUCUGGUUAGCCUGCCUCUCGAAUCUAUGGAAGUCUUCGAGAAACAUCUUCGGGUGACGAUGACUACCGCUCCAAUUCGUGAUAACUAG